Acanthisitta chloris (rifleman) is the source of this 1429-nucleotide messenger RNA. It is a transcript of the gene DNAJB6, whose product is annotated as DnaJ (Hsp40) homolog, subfamily B, member 6. The record is from RefSeq and is a predicted model, not a curated record. Gene Ontology annotation, molecular function: Hsp70 protein binding; ATPase activator activity. The transcript has 8 exons. NCBI's taxonomy places the organism in Eukaryota, Metazoa, Chordata, Aves, Passeriformes, Acanthisittidae. Gene Ontology annotation, cellular component: cytosol; endoplasmic reticulum membrane. Gene Ontology annotation, biological process: protein refolding; positive regulation of proteasomal ubiquitin-dependent protein catabolic process. Bases 48 to 770 code for a protein of 240 amino acids.
CAGGACUUGAAAGACCUAGCUGUUGUGAACAAGACACCUACUGAACCAUGGUGGAUUACUAUGAAGUUCUGGGAGUGCAAAAGCAUGCCUCAGCAGAAGAUAUUAAAAAGGCGUACCGUAAGUUGGCACUGAGAUGGCACCCUGAUAAAAACCCAGACAACAAAGAUGAGGCAGAACGGCAGUUUAAACAAGUGGCUGAGGCCUACGAAGUUUUGUCAGAUGCUAGAAAACGUGAUGCCUAUGACAGAUAUGGAAAAGAAGGCCUAAUGAAUGGAGGUGGAGGUGGAAAUCACCACGAUAAUCCGUUUGAGUAUGGAUUUACAUUCCGUAACCCCGAAGAUGUCUUUAGGGAGUUUUUUUCAGGAAGGGAUCCCUUUGAACUCUUUGCAGAAGACCCUUUUGAUGACUUAUUCGGGGGCAGGCGAGGUCCAAGGGGAAGCAGAAACAGAGGCGGUGGAUCGUUUUUCUCUGCCUUCGGAGGGUUCCCUGCUUUUGGAAGUGCUUUUCCUUCAUUUGACACAGGUUUUGCUUCAUUUGGUUCCCUGGGACAUGGAGGCAUUACUUCGUUCUCAACUUCAUCAUUUGGUGGCAGUGGGAUGGGUAGCUUCAAAUCAGUAUCAACCUCAACUAAAAUAGUUAAUGGCAGGAAAAUUACUACAAAGAGGAUUGUUGAGAACGGACAAGAGAGAGUAGAAGUCGAGGAAGAUGGGCAGUUAAGGUCGUUAACAAUAAAUGGUAAGGAGCAGCUGCUACGCUUGGAUAACAAGUAAUUCAACGCACGCAUUUAACAGAAAUGUUAAGCUCUAACAGCCACCAUUUGAGGAUUGACAGGAACAUUUUUUGAAGAUUUCAAAUGAACUCAACUUUCUGUAUAUCCGUACUUAAUCUUAAGUAGUAUAAAUAGCUCACAGAAGCUCGUAUUUGUCAUAGACUUUUGAGUUAAUUGUUGGGACCACAUCAAUUGGACCAUUUUUUGUCCUUAAAAUUGUUGUAAACUUCUGUAUGCACUUUUCUUAUAUGUGAUCAAGGUGAACCAUGAUCCUUCAGUAGUGCUAGGGCGAGAUGUACACUAACACUAGCAUGAAUUUUGCUUUUUCCAAUUUGAAAUGUGAGCCAAUUAGUAGUUUAAGUCUGCUGUGAAGUUAACAUUUCCAGGAUAACCUUUUUAAUAAUUUCAACUUCUUUUUUUUUUUUUUUUUUAAUGUUUAGUAGUGAACAAUGUUAAUACAUUUCUGGUAAUGCAUUUCUGGUUUAAAUAAAUUAAGGAUGUUUUCUAGUUGUGCAUGAAUGCAGACAACUUAGUAAGUUUUGACAAAUGUUUAAAUGUGUAAUGUAAGCAAAAGGUAAACAAAAGUGAAGCCAGUGAGCUGAGUCUUUUGUCAUUUGCUAAAAAAAUUCAAAAUGAAUAAAUGCUGAUGUUUGUGGUGCA